AUGUCGAAGCUAACAGCAACCGGAGGUGGUCUGCGGAGGGCACGGCCGGGAGGACAAGUGCGGAGCAAGUCAAUGGCAGAUUGGACAACAGAGGUGCACCAGAAGCAAAAGGGAAAAGAGGCACAAGAACCCUUGGAGCGAAGGAUUCUACGAUCAGACGUACUCGGGGCUGAUGGCGUCGCAGUUGGAUCCGAAGACCUCCGGUGA
Molecule: messenger RNA, 207 nt
Organism: Penicillium cinerascens
Lineage: Eukaryota; Fungi; Ascomycota; Eurotiomycetes; Eurotiales; Aspergillaceae
Exons: 2
Coding region: 1-207 (68 amino acids)
Source: RefSeq, a predicted model, not a curated record